AAACAGAAAUAUUCCCCAGACGAAAUCGGUGCGGCCUAUGCACUUCUUGCGCUAAGCAGUUCAACCUCAGCGCCUCCACCAUGUUAUAAGACAGUUAAGCCUGUUAAGCCUGGAACAAAUGCGUCAAGUACUGCAACGGAUGAUAAGCAGCUACCUUGUGCAUCACAGACUCCUAACCAGUCCACCCCGCAGAUACAUUCUUGUCAAGUAUCACCGCUUGCUGAACUGAACAGCUUUGUUGCUGUGGUUCUUCCAAAUGAAGAUGAAAAAUGCCCUCUCAAAAAUGAAAUGCACUCGACUUCUCUGCCAGUAAGUUUGCUUUUCGUCUUUACAAAACCAGCGUAUACUGUGUUUAGAGCUUCAAGAAGUGUCUCAAAGCUAAAGGGAAAAAUACGGACUUUCAAGCCGUUUUUCUUAUAUUCUAACUCCUAACCUUAACGUAAAGGCACAACUUGAGAAAUAUGUUUUCGUAUAUUUUGAUCAGGAAGGGCUUUAAAUAGCUUCUUUUUUUAUGAAAACAAGAAAUAAAGCACUCAUGUAGAAUACAAACAGCCCAGUGAUAACACGAACGACAAUGGAUAAUUUUCAAAAAUGGCUCAUUUUUUAUCUCGAGAACUCCAUCUCUGUUUAGCUAGUUGUUGAGUCACAUCAUAGUGAUCCUCAUCUCGCACCAGAAUGACGCAGGCAAUCACAUGUAAGUUUUGGUGUCAAAGCUUCUUUCGAUCGUCAAAUAAUAAUCUUUCGAAUCAUUAGAAGAUUCCAGGGAAACCGUCCACCGACUUCUCUCCUAACCCAACGUGAACGAUAGCUUCUCACUAAGGGCAAAAGGUUGGGUUAGGAAGGGGUGGGUAAGCAACUCCCCACCAAUUCCUCCCCUAACCCUUAAACCUGAGGGCAAGGCUGAUCGGACAGCUAUGGAUGGGUAAUUUUUUGUCCAAUAUUUAGGUUAGGCAAAACUAACCUGCAUCGGGGGCUAGAAAAGCUAAGUGAGAAAAGAAUAAACGGUUACAAUUUUUAAAAUAAUACAAAAAUCAAAUGUGAUUUGUGGAGAGAGACAAUAGAAGUCAAACUCGCUUCUCACUAAGGGCAAAAUGUUGGGUUGCGGGUGGGGGGUGAAGCGGGGGAGGGUGACCGGUGAGUGAGCACUCCCCACCAGCUCCUCCCCUAACCCAACGCUACCCCACGUUGACACCAGCUGUUCUUUGAGGGCAAAAUGUUGCCUCAGGGUAGGGGUGGGUGGACAAUUCCCAUAUCCUUGCAGGUUUUACAGCCUAUUUUCUCUACUGUUCUAUUUCAGGGCGAUUUUACUGUCUGGAGGUGUGGAAACCACGGCGUUUGGGCCUGUCAGCAGUGCUUCCAUGCAGUCAAUCCAUAA
Porites evermanni is the source of this 1375-nucleotide messenger RNA. Lineage: Eukaryota; Metazoa; Cnidaria; Anthozoa; Scleractinia; Poritidae. The record is from the annotation of a GenBank genome assembly.